UUACUAUCCACCUUAUAGUACCAAUUUCGUCUCUUCCUUUCUUUCACUUAGCAUUUUUUUUGAAACAGAGUUAAAGCUUGAAACUUUGGGGAUACAAAGAUGGCGUCUAUUGGUGUUUCGGAAAUGCUUGGUACGCCACUUAACUUAAAGGCAGUGUCAAGAUCGUCUGCUCCAUCGGCAUCGAGCCCGGGUACGUUUAAGACAGUUGCUCUGUUCUCCAAGAAAAAGCCAGCUCCUGCCAAGGCCAAGACUGUUUCUGUUGCUAACGAUGAACUCUCCAAGUGGUAUGGUCCUGACAGGAGAAUUUUCCUGCCGGAUGGUCUUUUGGACAGAUCAGAGAUCCCAGAGUACUUAAACGGUGAAGUUGCUGGAGACUAUGGCUAUGACCCAUUUGGACUUGGCAAGAAGCCUGAGAACUUUGCUAAAUACCAAGCCUUUGAGCUGAUCCAUGCUAGAUGGGCUAUGUUGGGAGCAGCUGGUUUCAUCAUCCCUGAAGCUUUGAACAAAUACGGAGCUAACUGUGGUCCUGAAGCCGUCUGGUUCAAGACUGGGGCUCUGCUUCUUGAUGGAAACACAUUGAACUACUUUGGCAAGAACAUCCCAAUCAACCUUGUUCUCGCCGUAGUUGCUGAGGUUGUUCUCCUCGGUGGAGCCGAGUACUACAGAAUCACCAACGGAUUGGAUUUUGAGGACAAGCUACACCCCGGAGGUCCAUUUGAUCCUUUAGGACUUGCUAAGGACCCCGAACAAGGAGCUCUCCUCAAGGUUAAAGAGAUUAAAAACGGGAGAUUAGCCAUGUUUGCGAUGCUCGGUUUCUUCAUCCAAGCUUAUGUUACUGGAGAAGGUCCUGUUGAGAACCUUUCAAAGCAUCUCAGUGAUCCUUUUGGAAACAACUUGCUUACCGUCAUAGCUGGAACCGCUGAGAGAGCUCCUACACUUUAAGCCAUUUCUAGUUUAUUAAAGAGCUUUGUAGACUUUGUUUGAUGACAUUGUGAAAACAAACUUCCAUCUUCAUCUUCUUGAUAUACUCCAAUGGUUUUAUCAUAUGCUUCUAAGAAAAUAACAAUGCAUGAUAACUACAAUAAACUAA
This is a messenger RNA of Brassica rapa (field mustard), 1090 nucleotides long. RefSeq names its product chlorophyll a-b binding protein CP26, chloroplastic. Gene Ontology annotation, biological process: photosynthesis, light harvesting. Gene Ontology annotation, cellular component: membrane. The record is from RefSeq and is a predicted model, not a curated record. Lineage: Eukaryota; Viridiplantae; Streptophyta; Magnoliopsida; Brassicales; Brassicaceae.